Molecule: messenger RNA, 3686 nt
Organism: Diorhabda carinulata
Lineage: Eukaryota; Metazoa; Arthropoda; Insecta; Coleoptera; Chrysomelidae
Gene: Gnf1
Product: replication factor C subunit 1
Exons: 14
Coding region: 185-3550 (1121 amino acids)
Biological process (GO): DNA replication; DNA repair
Cellular component (GO): nucleus; DNA replication factor C complex
Molecular function (GO): ATP hydrolysis activity; DNA binding; ATP binding
Source: RefSeq, a predicted model, not a curated record
UGAAACAACCAACAUUAGUGUAGGUACUUUGUCCCAUAAUGAUGUCAUGUCAUGACCGACAUUAACAGGUAAAAAUAUAAGAAAAUGUCAGUAUAACCUAUAUAAAUACGCGCGAAAAAUGAUAAAAAUUUUCUGGAAAAAAUAUUGAUAAUUGCAGAUAAAUGAAGCAAUCUUAUCUCGAAUUAUGCCACAGGAUAUAAGAAGAUUUUUUUCGGUAAUAUCGAAUAAAAAUACUACAUCCAAAACACCCGAGACUAAAAAGAAGGUCAAACGUUUGGUAGACUCUGAUGAUGACGAUGACAUUAUUGUGUCUACUCCGGAACAAAGCAAAAAGAAAAUUGAGAAAAGUAAAAGAAAAUCUGAAAAAGCCAUAGUAAUUGUUUCAGAUUCUGAUGUGGAACCGGAUAAAAAAGAAAUAAAGUUGAAACCAGUGGACAUUAAUGAUGUAUUUAGUGAUAAACCGAUUAAACAGAAUAUUGGGACUCUUCCUAGAGGGGAUGCAGUCAAAGUUGAAUCAAAACUAUUGAACAAACCUAAUAAAAAGAAAAAGGUAAAAACUGAAGUUGGCGUACAUAAUGAUGAAGCUUUUGAGAAAACUCUAUUGGAACUAGAUGAUGGUUUAUUGUCAGAUAAUUUGGAGCUUUUAGAGCAAUCUCUUAAUGAUGCUUUGGAAGAAAAUACCAAAACUAAAAAACGUAAAAGUCCAAAUGAAAAAACAAAAACUAAAAGGCCCGAAACAGAUGGUAAAGAUGAGGAAAUUAAAUCUAAACAGAAAAAAUUUGAAACUGAUUUACAUCCCGAUGAGGCGUUUAAGAAAACUCUAAAAAAUUUGGAUGAAGAAAGUUACAAAAACAAAAAAACUAAAGUAUCUCCUAAAGCGACAGAUUCUGGAAGUAAACAAAGUAGUUCGAAUGAAGAUACUCCUAAUAAACCGAAAGAUAAUAAGAAAAAUAAAAGGCAACGAACUCCCUCAGAAGGAUCUACUCCGAAAAAACCAAAACUGGACGAAUCUAACUCAGAAAUUGACCCCGAUCAAGAAAGAUUUGAAAAAAAAAGGUAUUCGGCUAUGUUAUACCAAAAGUAUUUGAACAGAAGCGGCCCAAAAAUGCACGGACAAAAAGAAAUACCAAAGGGAAAAUCUAAUUGUUUAACUGGUCUCACAUUUUUACGUACUGGUGUAUUAGAUUCAUUAGAAGGUGAAGAAUUUCUGAAUCUAGCAAAAGAACACGGUGGUAGAGUCGUACAUGCUGUUUCAAAGAAAGUUAAUUAUGUAGUAGUUGGUGAGGAUCCUGGUCCAGCAAAACUAGAAAAAGCUCGUGGCUAUAAAAUACCCGAAAUAAACGAAGAUGAAUUUUUUGAUUUGAUUUUAGUCAAAUCUGGAUUAAAACCAAAGUAUUCUAAAAAAUCUCAAGAUUCUUACGAUUCGGGAGUGUAUUCAUUUGAGGAUGAUGAUAAACAGGAUAAGAAAAAACAAAAGGAUUGUGAUGAAGUAUCAGAAAAGAAGAAAAAGAAACAUAAAAUUGAAGAACAAGAUAAAAAAUUUGAUGAGUUCAAAAAAGUAGCUAAGACAACUUCAGUUGCGAAUGAAAAAGAAGAUCAAAGUCACACCAAAACAGAGUCGAAAAGGGACAAAACUAAUAAAGGAAACUCAAAGACAUCAUCAUUCUGGACUAAUUCUUCCAAACCUAGUAAAUCUAUAAAAUCUAAAUCUCCUUCAAAGGCAAGUGUUAAUUCAUCAGAAUCUACUGAAAAUCGUAAAAAUAUCGACUCAAUCCAAUCUGUAAACUUUUAUUCAAAUAAUAGAGAAAAAUCUGUAGAAUCUCUAUCUGUUUCAUCAGAAAAAGAUGAAGCAACAGUAUCUUUGUCUCCAACUAACUCGAUGGCAUGGACUGAUAAAUAUAAACCAAUCGAUACAAAAGGUAUAAUUGGUCAACAAGGGGACGGCAGUAACAUGAAUAAGUUAAGCACAUGGUUAUCUAACUGGUAUAGAAAUCAAUUACCUGCAGUGAGAAAGAAGAUACCCCGACCCUCUCCUUGGGCUAAAAAUGAUAAUGGAGCGUAUUAUAAAGCUGCUUUGUUGAGUGGACCACCAGGAGUUGGUAAAACAACUACAGCAACCUUGGUAUCCAAAGCGUUAGGUUUUGAUGUAGUUGAAUUUAACGCGUCUGAUACUAGAAGUAAAAAGUUAUUACAAGAAGAAGUAGCUCAACUUUUAAGCACAACUACAAUUGCAGGUUAUGCAGCAGGUAAAGCAAGGACUGACAGAAAGAGGGUUCUUCUAAUGGACGAAGUUGAUGGUAUGGCAGGCAAUGAAGAUAGGGGUGGGAUUCAGGAAUUGAUAAAUUUAAUAAAAACAACAAGCGUUCCAAUUAUUUGUAUGUGUAAUGACAGAAAUCACCAAAAGAUGAGAUCGUUGGUGAAUUACUGCUUUGAUUUGAGAUUUGCUAAACCUAGACUCGAACAAAUUAGGGGCGCAAUGAUGUCGAUUUGUUUCAAGGAAGGCUUGAAAAUAUCACCAAACGUACUUUCAGAAAUAAUUGCAGGUACAGGCUGUGACAUUCGUCAAAGUUUGAAUCAUCUCACUAUGUGGGCGGCUCAAAACAAAAAUAUGUCUCUAGAAGAAGUUCAAAGUAAAGCGAAAGAAGCCAAAAAGGAUACAGUUCUCGGGCCUUGGGAAGUUGUUAGGAUGGUAUUUACAGAAUCUGAACAGAAGAAUAUGACAGUAUCAGAUAAGAUUAGAUUAUUCUAUUAUGAUUACAGUAUGGGGCCUCUUUUUGUACAAGAGAAUUAUUUGGGUAUUACUCCUAAAUGUCCUAAAUCUGAAGUUAUGAAACGUGUUGCUUUGGCAGCUGAUUCAAUCAGUAAGGGCGAUUUGGUUGAUGCCAAAAUAAGGAGUUCAAAUAAUUGGUCCUUAUUAGAAUCUCAAGCUAUGUACUCAUCAGUUUUACCAGGUUAUUACAUGUCCGGUCAUGUUUCAUCUAGAAUCAACUUUCCAGGAUGGUUGGGCAAAAAUUCUUCUGCAAAUAAGAGAAAGCGAAUGCUCAAUGAGUUACAUGUUCACACUAGAAUGAGUACAUCUGGCAACGUUGUGGCCAUGAAACUCGAUUAUUUGGUGCCGUUAAGAAACGCAAUAAUUACACCUCUUUUAAAAUAUGGCGUUGAUGGUAUCCAACAAUCAAUAGCGGUUAUGGACGCUUACACUUUAUUGAGAGAAGAUCUGACUAAUAUUUUAGAAUUAUGUCACUGGAAAGAUGAUAAAAAUCCAUUUAAUGACAUUGAUUCGAAGGUGAAGUCGGCAUUCACGAGGGCGUACAAUAAAAUAGGACAUAAGUUACCGUUUGCUCCCGGAGCUGGUUUUUCCAAAAAGAAGUCUCGAGAUGAUAAUCCAGAAAAUGAAGAUAAUAUACUCGAAUCUGAUGAAGAUGAUGAACAAGAAGACAAUGAAGAUGUAAACGUUGAUUCUUUGAUAAAAAUUGGAAAAACAAGCAAAAAAGAAACCACCAAACCCAGUACAAGCAAAACAAAAGGAAAAGCCAAGAAACAGAAGUAGUAUAUUUUGUUUCAUUUAAAUUUUUAAUUUUAAAAUUUUCAUGUUCUUCAUACAUCUGUUUUGUUUUUGAUUUUUUAUAUACAUAAAAUAAUUAUUUCCAUAAUGGUUUUUAAAUAUAAAUCUAAGCGUUUGAAAA